AUGUCAACUAUAGUAUAUCAAGGCAUUUUGCAGUCAUGUUAUGAGUCCCAAAUCAUUGAAACAACUACCCUUAAGCUCAAAGUCCCUUCUUCUGUAGAAUUUGGAAGAGGACCUUCAUGUUUGAUUGAAAAGGAAAACAAUAUAGAGAAUGUUAAAGAAAAAUGCAAUUAUCAAGUUACAAAAAAGCCCUCUACUACAACAACUAAUCUUGAUUUUGGUGGUGGUUGGAGUUCUAUUCAAAACCUCACCAACAUUUCUAAAGAAAGUGACAUCUAUGUCCACCCUUUAUCGAAGAGAUCUUCAUAUUCAUCAAGACUCAGUGAAAAAAGCCUUCAAUUAUGUACUGAAAGUCUUGGCAGUGAAACAGGGAACGAUAUUAUUGACUCCACCAUUUUCUCAUUCUCUUCUUCAUAUUCAAGAACUGAAAAAUCACCAUCACCAGACCAUAUGAUGGCGAAGAUGACUCACCAACCUGAGCCGUCAUCGUCAUCAUCUACGUGGUCAAGAAAUUGCAAGGUGAAUAAAAGAAGUACUAGUACUGGUAGUAGUAAUAAGAAAUGUUGCAACAAAUUUCCACCUCCAUUGACAACAAUAAGGGGUUUGAAUUCCGUACAAUUUAGGCCUCACCGCGAAGACGGUAGGUUAAUAAUCAAAGCUGUCGAAGCCCCACUUACUCAUAAUUAUCUACAAGCUGAAAGAAGCAAUGGCCGACUUAGGCUCUCUUUUUUCAAAAAUGAAACAUCUGCUACCAAUUUUGACGAUAAUGAAGAAUUAGACGAAAAUGAAAACGACGUUGUUGAAAGCGAAAUUAGAACUGAAGAAGAAAUGGAAAUAAAUUUGAUGCUGAGGGUGAAAUGGGAAAAGAGAAAUGUCAAAGGCUAA
Messenger RNA from Capsicum annuum, 882 nucleotides. Its product is annotated as protein FANTASTIC FOUR 3. The record is from RefSeq and is a predicted model, not a curated record. Bases 1 to 882 code for a protein of 293 amino acids. Lineage: Eukaryota; Viridiplantae; Streptophyta; Magnoliopsida; Solanales; Solanaceae. The transcript has 2 exons.